Magallana angulata is the source of this 1013-nucleotide messenger RNA. RefSeq names its product peptide methionine sulfoxide reductase MsrA-like. The transcript has 6 exons. Gene Ontology annotation, molecular function: peptide-methionine (S)-S-oxide reductase activity. Lineage: Eukaryota; Metazoa; Mollusca; Bivalvia; Ostreida; Ostreidae. Gene Ontology annotation, biological process: cellular response to oxidative stress. Gene Ontology annotation, cellular component: cytoplasm. Bases 121 to 885 code for a protein of 254 amino acids. The record is from RefSeq and is a predicted model, not a curated record.
CUAAUUUCCAGGCAUACUUUUGUGAACAACUGUGAAACAAUGGGAAAUUGUCACCUGCUGAUACUUCAACAAAGAACAGUGGAUAACAAGUUUAGUUCCCAUUGAUAUAGCGAAAAAAAAAUGAAAAUGAUGAUUCUGUGGUUGUUACAGAAGAAUUCCAGAUUGUUAUUUUUAUUCAACAUCUUGCCUAGACUUCAUCCGUCUGCAAACUUUUUCUCCAUGGGCGACGAGAUGUCGAAAACAACUAUGCCUACUCCACAAGAUGCAUUAAAAGGUAGAGAUGAAAAAAUUAUUGUAUCAGACAAACACGCUGCAAACGGCCACAGAACUAUCCCUCCAUUCCCAGAAAACACAAAAAUGGCUAUGUUUGGAAUGGGUUGUUUUUGGGGCGCAGAGAGAAAGUUCUGGAAAACAGAUGGAGUUUACUCUACACAGGUUGGGUAUGCUGCUGGUUUCACACCUAAUCCAACCUAUAAAGAAGUUUGUACAGGGUCAACAGGACACAAUGAAGUUGUGCGAGUUGCUUAUGACACAAACAACACCAAUUAUGCAAGUCUAUUACAGGUCUUUUGGGAAAAUCACAAUCCCACUCAAGGGAUGCGUCAAGGGAAUGAUACAGGAACUCAGUACAGAUCUGGGAUUUACUAUUACGACGAGGAACAAAAAAGACUGGCAGAAGCCUCCAGAGAUAUGUAUCAGAAGAAACUGGAUGAUAAAGGACUCGGGAAGAUAACUACAGAGAUCAUUCCCGCCCCAGAGUUUUAUUAUGCUGAGGACUACCACCAGCAGUAUUUACAUAAGAAUCCCAACGGCUAUUGUGGACUUGGGGGUACAGGGGUCUCUUGUCCUGUGGGGUUAUUCUCUAAAGGGAAGAGUGAAUUAUAAUUAACCAUUUGUCUUUCCUUGUUAUUUUUACAUUUUUAAGGUUUUGAUUUGUUAUUAUUACCAUACAAUGUUUCAUUGAAACAAGACUUUUUAAUGCACAUUUUUCCAUGAUAAAGAGUUUGAAAUGA